UGGACACGACAGCGAUUCAUUGCAAUGUCCGCGCUUGGAGCUGCUCGUUCCAUUGCCCUCCGUGACCGGCAACAUGUGAUACGGCGUUGCCAAAGCACCUUGGUGAACCAGGUCUCGGUGCCAACGGUCGGGUCAAGCCUUUGGUCUGGUCUAGAAACUGCCAAGCCUGGCGCAGAUCCAUUUGAUUGGGACUUCGAUUUGCAUUGGAAGGACAUGCUGUUGCUGGACAGGCGCUUCAGCGAAGAGGAGAUGCUGAUCAAGGAGACGGCGAAGCGAUUUGCAGAAUCUGAGUUGAUGCCCAGAGUCUUAAAGGGCUUCCGUGAGGAGCACUUCGACCAAGGCAUUUUCAAGGCCAUGGGAAGUGCCGGCCUCUUGGGCUCCUUCAUUCAUGGCUACGGAUGUGCUGGUGCAUCUCCAACUGCUUAUGGUCUGAUUGCGCGAGAGGUUGAGAAGGUUGACUCUGCCUAUCGUUCGACUCUUUCGGUGCAGUCAUCUUUGGUCAUGCACCCAAUCAACUUGUUUGGGUCUGAGGAGCAGAAGGAGCGCUUCCUUCCGCGGCUGGCGACCGGAGAUUUGAUUGGCUGCUUUGGGCUCACUGAACCAGACCACGGUUCAGAUCCUAGUGGCAUGAAGACUCGUGCGCAUGACAAGGGAGAUCACUACGUGCUCAGCGGGGCCAAGAACUGGAUUACCAACUCUCCCAUUGCUGACAUUUGUUUAGUUUGGGCAAAAACCGACACGGAUGAAAAGGUCCGCGGUUUUCUCGUUGAACGAAGCAUGGAGGGCCUCUCUACUCCAAAGAUUGAGGGCAAAUUUUCGUUAAGAGCCUCACCCACUGGCAUGAUUCAGUUGGACGAAGUCAAAGUACCUAAGUCAAAUGUCCUGCCUGGGGUGACAGGGAUGCGAGGACCUUUUGCUUGUUUGAAUUCUGCUCGCCUUGGUAUUGCCUGGGGCGCUUGGGGUGCUGCUGAAUUCUGCCUCGAGAGUGCGAGGCGGUACACCAUGGAUCGGCAGCAGUUCGGAUGGCCUUUAGCGGCAAAUCAAUUGGUUCAGUUCAAGAUGGCCAAUGCGCUGACUGAGAUCACCAUUGGCCUAAAUGCAGUGCUUCAAGCCACACGGAUGAAAGAGUCGGGCGAGCUUCACUCGAAUGUCAUUUCGAUGAUGAAACGCAACUCUUGCAGCAAGGCAUUGGAGAUCGCUCGCACCUGUCGCGACAUGCUUGGAGGAAAUGGAAUUGUGGAUGAGUACCACAUUAUCCGUCAUGUCUGCAACCUGGAGGCGGUCAACACCUACGAGGGCACGGCUGACAUUCACGCGCUGGUUUUAGGCCGGGCACUCACUGGACUUCCGGCAUUCAAGUGAAAAUGCGAAGCAAAUGCGAAGCAUAGCAAGUAGAUUGCAAGUAGCAGAAGUACAGUAGCAAAUGCAAGUAGCAAUUGCUUCUAUUCUUUGUCCUUGGAUCCAUCGAGAUGCACAGC
This is a messenger RNA of Cladocopium goreaui, 1478 nucleotides long. NCBI's taxonomy places the organism in Eukaryota, Dinophyceae, Suessiales, Symbiodiniaceae. The record is from the annotation of a GenBank genome assembly.